UUUUGUUGGGUCCCUCCCCUCUUCAAAUAUCCAGCAAACCUCCCCCCUCCUUCCCUCCCCACCAUUAUUAAAUCUUCCUUAACCGGCAAACUCCCCCUCUCACUUCUCUUCCCUCAACUGUCUUUCUUUCCUUCUCUUAACAUGGCCGGACCUCCUCACGACGCCGAGUUCUGGCUUCCGGCUACGUUUCUGACCAAGGAUGAUACACUCACGGUCAUGGGUAGAAAAGAGACACUCAAGAACAUGGAACGGAGAAGUUUCUUUGAUACUGAGUUAAGGCCACUGAGUCAUGGCUUCCCUACUGAGUUUCCUUACGAGUUUGACUCGCUGGACUCAGCUCUUAUAUCCCCGGUUGAUUCUGUUGAGGGGUCCACGGAGACUGAUAGCAGUGACGAGGAUGAGUUCUUUGUAGGUUUGAGUCGCCGACUCACCCGCUCCUCGAGUCAGAAACUCCCCGUGCCGAGUCUCACCCGAGACAGGGCCGAGAAAACCGGGGUCAUGGCGAGUUCGCCGCAGUCUACGCUGAGUGAAAUCGGGAGCUGGUCGGUGUCCGGUAAUCAGAGCCCGAACAGUUCCUCCCAGGUUCCAUCUCCUCCAACGACACCGUUUGGUGCCCAGAACGACGCUUGGGAUCUGAUAUACGCAGCUGCCGGGCAAGUUGCGAGGUUGAAGAUGAACGGCGAAGCACCCAAAUGCAACAACAGUGCUCUCUAUGGAAGAGCCCUUUCUCGCCCCCAAAAUCAGUUUCCCACAAAGAACCAACCGGCCCCCGGGCUGUAUUCUAACCAGAAUCUCGCUCAUAAUCUUUUUCAAUCGAAUCAGUAUCAGCAAGCGAGGCAGGACCAGUUGGUUAAGUCCCAGUGUGGCGCCGUCUGGGGAAGGCAAGUGAGGCCAAACUGGCAGGCGCAGACCCAAUAUCAACAACUGCAGAUCCAGGGCAGAGCAAGGAGUAAUGUUGGCGGUUGUGAGAAUGCAAGAUGCGGUCGCCUUCUGAGUCUGCAUCAGUCUUCAUGGCCUGCUGUUCAGACCCCAUCUCAGCCCCAACAGCAUUCCGGCUCCGGCAUGCGUGCGGUGUUCCUUGGUGGAUCUGGUGGUGUCAAGAGAGAAUGUGCUGGUACUGGGGUUUUCUUACCCCGCAGAUAUGGAAACCCUCCUGAAAACCGCAAGAAAUCAGGUUGCUCAACAGUUCUACUUCCUGCGAAGGUUGUACAUGCCCUAAAUCUGAACCUGGAUGAAAUCAAUAGUCUUGCUCAGCCAUACAUGACCACUGGUUAUGCUUCGAAUCAAGAUUCGAUGAUGGCCAAAAUAAAUGCUGCACUGUUAGCACAGCAGAAGUUCAGUUACAGACCAGAGGGGAGGGUAAACCAAGAUUUACUUCUUCCUCAGGAAUGGACAUAUUGAAUUCCAUCUGAAAGUGUUUGUUUUUGGUGUUGAUGGAGAAUUGUAGUUCUAAAUAGGUAGUUUAUUUAUGGAUGAUAGAUAUAUGGUACGGUAUUUUGGUUAUAAAUGGGGGUAAUGGAUUCUUCAGUAAUGUGUGUAGUGUAGGAGCAAUAAGUAUUAACAGAUCCUUGGCUUUUUUUUGAGGAGAUUGCAUUGCUGUUUUUGGGUUAAGCUAUAUAGUUCAUGUAAUAUUAAGAAGAAAUAGGAAGGAAAUGGUAUCUUUUUGGAUGUAAUAAGUGGGGUGGCUUUUCUUCAAAAUUAGGAGGUUUUUGAUGGGUAAAUGAGGAAAAUCCCCCUCUGCUUGUAAUAUCCCCAUUAAUAUUUAAUAAGAAAUUAUAUUUAUU
Molecule: messenger RNA, 1784 nt
Organism: Rubroshorea leprosula
Lineage: Eukaryota; Viridiplantae; Streptophyta; Magnoliopsida; Malvales; Dipterocarpaceae
Source: the annotation of a GenBank genome assembly